This is a messenger RNA of Astrephomene gubernaculifera, 2420 nucleotides long. Lineage: Eukaryota; Viridiplantae; Chlorophyta; Chlorophyceae; Chlamydomonadales; Astrephomenaceae. The record is from the annotation of a GenBank genome assembly.
CGCACUCGUGCGCCGUACAAUAUGGCAAAUACCAAACAGCGUUCAUCGCUACUGCUGGACAUUCCUUGCGAAAGGCCUUUCCUACAUUAACCUAUACAUGGUACACUCUACGUUAAGAGGCGUCGUGAUACCUUGAAUAACACCAUGUCUUCCGCUAGCUGUUUGCUUCUGCUAGUGCGUGGUCAGUUGCAGCAACCCAUAUUGACCCAACUCCGUGGGUCAUUAGCCUGCCUGGGAGUAGUAGGUGAAAGGGAGCAGCGCUCGUCGCACCCGGUCUGGCGACAGCUUAGGCGUUUCUCAUCGCAAUCACCUACCAAAGACGCAAGGAAACAGCUCGACUGCACAAAAAGCAUCUUACAGCAAGCGAACAUCCUGCAACUCCGCGAAAGCCUCGACGAUGAAAGCGAGCGGAGCCUGCACAUCCCUUACGCGAAAUUCCUUAAGAUGAUCAGAGCCAGCGGCGCAGCGCACGACGAAGACGAGGCUGAGGAGGUCGGUCACGCGCUGCACCGUAGUGGAAUCGUACUGCGGCACGAGGAUACGGUUUAUCUCAAACCAGAGGAAAUCGUGGAAAAGGUCGUACAGAUCCUGCCCGGCAACCGCGAAACGAGCGACCGAAAGCUGCAGGAAAUCAACACCGAGCUGGAAAAGCUCGAAGAGAUCUACACCCAGCUAGACAAGGCGGCGAACCGCUACACCACUUGGAUGCUGCUGGGCGGCUAUGUCGUACUCUGGAUCCAGUUCGGGGCGUUCUACCACCUCACGUGGGGAGACCUGUCGUGGGACGUGAUGGAGCCAAUCGCUUACAUGAUUUCCCUGGGCUACAUGCUCCUGGGCUACACCUACUUCCUGGUCACCAAGGGUCAGGUGUUCGACCUGGGGCCCUUCAAGGCCUUCUGGCUGACGCGUAUCAUGAAGCAGAGAGCGCUGAAGCUCGAAUUUGACGAGGAGCGGUAUCACCACCUGCGCAAGCUGAAGGAGCGCUAUGUGAAGCACCUGGCGCAUGCGCCGUUGAAGCAGCAGUAAGGUGGCGGCUGAGCCAGCAGUUUGGAAGCUGUGGAUUUGUCGCUCUUGUGGGGUUGUAUUUCCGUGCAAUCUGUGUAUGUUUAUGUGCGGCGCUAUGUGGGGCCACCGGUAAAGUCGGAAGGUGGUGGGGCUGCUGACAAUGCGAGACCGAGACAGCUACGGCAGCCAGUGCAUGGACUGGGGUGUUUUGGGUUGAGAGCUGCUGGGCUGUUUGACCACCAUGUUGACCGCUUACAACGUUCCAAGGGCGGGGUGCAGCAAUGAGCCUAAUAUGCAUUUGUUGUACCCAACGACAUGUCGGCAGAAGGGCGAAAGAGGACAUGGAAAGGCACAGAAGGACCUGUAAGAAGGUUCAGUUACUCUUGGUUGGCGGACCAGGCUGCGCUUUGGCGUGGGGUUCCGCCUCGGACUUGAUUUGCAGUUUCGUUAUGCGAUGCGUGGGAGGCGGCGUGAUAAGGGGCAGGAUUGGUGAUCUGCUGGUCGUCUUGUACAUAGGAUGUCUGGGAAGUGCUGUGCAUAUGUGUUUCGAGUACAUGGAAUAAUGAUUGUUCGGAGGUGGAGUUGCGCCCCUUGUGCGCCUGAUGGCAUGCAUGUACAGUAUGCAGGGGUGCGCGCUCAUGAUGCUUGCGGGCCUGAUAUGCUUGCGUCCUUGAUUGCACUGAGCACUGUGACGGUUGGUGCAGUUAGUCACCGAUUGACCGCCGUACUUUGUCCCCCUACAGUGCGAUGGGUUUCCAAAAGGUUUAAUGAUACUGGUGCUACCAUAAGCGUGUAUCGCAAGGGCGACUUUGGUAAUGCGACUUUACAAGUUCACUGGAUACUGUGUUUGAGCCCUGCGCCUUUUCUUUUCCUUUAUGUAGUCUAUUGUGUAUCUGUGACAUACUCGCGCAAGGAUGGAUUUAAAGGAAACACCGGCCAUGGACGCACAUGCCCUUCAGGAGGUUACUGCGCAAGUAAUAGCAGCUAGAAAGCUCUUGGAAGCGCAGCGGCAGCUCCGGGAAAGCAACCUCAAUGCUGUUCGACCAGGCGAGGACGAGCUUAAGCAGCUGGACAGCAGCAUCAAACGCAAUUCAGCUCUUAUAAAGAAGCUCAGGCAGCUCACAGAGGACAAUAAGCAGACCAUACUUGACGACAUCCGCAAAACCAACCAAAGCAAGUACGUCAGCGAGGCAGUUGCCGCCCUCGCAGAGGCGCCACUGCGCUCGGCGGGCGAUGUGGCAGCGGCGGUGGCGGUGUGCAGCCAGCUGCACCGCCGCUAUGCGGACUUUGGGGAACACGUGGCGGCAGCGCUGGCGAAGGUAUUCUCCAGGCCGGCCGGGGGCGCCGACGGCUCCUCCACUUCCUCCUCGGGAGCAGCAGCAGCGGCGGCGGCGACGGCAGCGACGGAUCGCGAC